Manihot esculenta (cassava) is the source of this 804-nucleotide messenger RNA. Its product is annotated as phenylacetaldehyde reductase-like. Gene Ontology annotation, molecular function: oxidoreductase activity, acting on the CH-OH group of donors, NAD or NADP as acceptor. The transcript has 3 exons. Bases 168 to 626 code for a protein of 152 amino acids. Lineage: Eukaryota; Viridiplantae; Streptophyta; Magnoliopsida; Malpighiales; Euphorbiaceae. The record is from RefSeq and is a predicted model, not a curated record.
AUAUGUUUGCCUGAAAUUCAAACUACCACAGCUUCUGCAAGCUCUAGAUUCACAUUGGUCACUAUCAGAACCUUGUUUCAAUAGCUAGCAUUACACUUUUUAUGGGUUUUAAUUAAUUUUUCUGGGUUUUCUAGCAUUGGUAUCUGUAUGCAAAAACCAUAGCUGAGAUGGCUGCCUCGAAAUUUGCAGAAGAAAGUGGAAUUGACAUUGUCACAAUACAUCCAGGAUUUGUAAUUGGUCCUUUCUUACAGCCAACUCUAAAUGUCACUGUGGAGGUUAUUCUAAACUACAUAAAUGGAGAAACAUUUCCUAAUGAAAUUUACAGAUUUGUAGAUGUUAGAGAUGUUGCAUCUGCACAUAUUCAAGCUUUUGAACAAGCUUCUGCUAAUGGCAGAUAUUGUUUAGUCGGAAGAGUUGUACAUUUCUCCGAGUUCUUAAAGAUCGUUCAUGAACAAUACCCUGCUCUGCAACUUCCUGAAAAAUGUGAAGAUGAGAAGGCUUUUGCAUUAAAAUAUGAGGUUUCAAAGGAGAAAGCUAAGAGUUUAGGCAUCAACUUCAUUCCGUUGGAGGUGAGUGUUGUGGACACCAUUGAAUGUCUGAAAGACAAGGGCUUUCUUGGUGUCUGAAUCUUAUGUUAUUUUGAAGCAGAAGUAAUGCAGAUAAUGAAAUCUGUUAUGUUCUUUUUGAUUUCCACAAGGAUUUUCUAUGUGCAGGAAGUCCAGUUUGUUAAAAUGUAACCGAUUGGAAAAUGUACGGAUUGUGUUGAAUUUAAUAUACAUAGAAAAAUUUUCUACUUUUAUAAAA